This is a messenger RNA of Eurypyga helias (sunbittern), 1182 nucleotides long. It is a transcript of the gene PAK1IP1, whose product is annotated as PAK1 interacting protein 1. Lineage: Eukaryota; Metazoa; Chordata; Aves; Eurypygiformes; Eurypygidae. Bases 118 to 1044 code for a protein of 308 amino acids. Gene Ontology annotation, molecular function: protein binding. The transcript is spliced from 9 exons. The record is from RefSeq and is a predicted model, not a curated record.
UGGUUGGUUGUCCCCGAUUUCACACAUCAUGCCCACUCUGCCUCGUUGUCAGCCGUAGCAGUGAAUAACAGAUACGUGGUCACUGGGAGCAGGGAUGAGACAAUCCAAAUCUAUGACAUGAAAAAGAAGAUAGAACAUGGGGCACUGCUGCAGCACAAUGGCACAAUAACUUGUCUGGAGUUUUAUGGUACUGCACAUCUACUGAGUGGGGCUGAAGAUGGACUAAUUUGUAUCUGGAACACAAAGAGAUGGGAAUGCCUGAAAUCCAUUAAGGCACAUAAGGGGCAUGUGACAUCUCUUUCUAUUCAUCCUUCUGGGAAAUUAGCUUUGUCAGUAGGAACGGAUAAAACCUUAAGAACUUGGAAUCUUGUAGAAGGACGAUCAGCAUUUAUCAAAAACUUGAAGCAAAAUGCCCACAUAAUUAAAUGGUCUCCUGAUGGAGAGAGGUAUGUCACCGUGAUAACCAAUAAAGUGGAUAUCUACAAACUCGACACAGCUUCAAUCACUGGCACUAUCACAACAGACAAGAGAAUUUCUUCACUUAGAUUUAUUACAGAUUCUAUCCUUGCCAUAGCUGGAGAUGAUGAAAUUAUAAGGUUCUACAGCUGUGACUCUCAAAAAUGCCUCUGUGAAUUUAAAGCUCAUGAAAACAGAAUAAAAGAUAUCUAUAGUUUUGAACGAGAAGGACAACAUGUUAUUGUUACUGCAUCCAGUGAUGGUUACAUUAAAAUGUGGAAUCUGGAUCUCACUAAGAUUAAAGAUGAGCCGUAUUUAUUGUGUGAAGUUAAUACCAAAGCUAGGCUGACAUGUCUUGCAGUAUGGCUUGACCGAGCUUCAGAAAUGAAAGAAAACUCUGAUAAAGCUGCAAAUUCAUCAUCUCAAGCACAUAAAGAUGAAAAAUCAUCAAUAGUCAGGAAAAACGAAGUGUCUUGUACCGAUAAAAGUGAUAAAAAAGCAAAAAGAAAGAGGAAAAUUACUCCAGGGAAGCAAAAAUUGGAAGCUCCGCUGCAAAAGAAGAAAAAGAAACGGAAUAGCUCAGCAUGAAGGCAGCUACUUUCUCUCCUGAAUAAAAAGUAAAUGCUGGUGUUGCUGUAGAUUUUAUAAGGAUGUAAACCUCUGACAGGACAUACACUUCUGAAAUGAUUUGUUGUUUAAAAGUAAUGAAUGUUUUAACCCAAAUAA